Molecule: messenger RNA, 1818 nt
Organism: Knipowitschia caucasica
Lineage: Eukaryota; Metazoa; Chordata; Actinopteri; Gobiiformes; Gobiidae
Source: the annotation of a GenBank genome assembly
AUGGCUGGGGAAAUCACCAGCUCUAGUCUGUCCAAUGGGUCUGGAGUGAAAGCUUCUUCCGAGGAGAAGAUGGAGGAGAGAGGCCAAUGGAGCAACAAGAUCGAGUUUAUUCUGUCUGUGGCUGGAUCCAUCAUCGGUUUGGGAAACAUGUGGCGCUUCCCGUACCUUUGCUACAAAAACGGAGGAGGGGCUUUCCUCAUCCCUUACCUGAUCUUCCUGUUCACGUGUGGGGUCCCAGUCUUCUUCCUGGAGGUAGCUCUGGGCCAGUUCACGAGCCAGGGAGGCAUCACCUGCUGGAGGAAAAUCAGCCCUCUGUUUGAAGGUCUGGGUUACGGCACGCAGAUCAUCGUGACUCUGCUGAACUUCUACUACAUCAUUGUUUUGGCUUGGGGCAUUUUUUACCUGUAUUUCUCCUUCUCCUGGGACUUACCCUGGUCAUCAUGCAACAAUACAUGGAACACAGCAAACUGUGUGGAGUUCCAGAGAAGAAACACGUCGGUCAAUGCAACAUUCAACAUAAAUGCCACAUCUCCAGUCAUUGAGUUUUGGGAGAGGAGAGCUCUGAGGAUUUCCCCGGGCCUCGACCACAUGGGAUCUCUGAACUGGGACCUGGCUCUGUGCCUUUUCAUCGCCUGGAUCAUGUGCUACUUCUGCAUCUGGAAAGGGGUCAAAUCCACAGGAAAAGUGGUCUACUUCACUGCCACAUUCCCGUAUCUGAUGCUGAUCGUGUUGUUGAUCAGAGGGCUCACUCUGCCAGGAGCUGCCAUUGGGAUCAAGUUCUAUCUCUAUCCAGAUUUGGGGCGACUGGCCGACCCCCAGGUGUGGAUGGACGCUGGCACUCAGAUCUUUUUCUCUUAUGCCAUUUGUUUGGGAUCACUGACUGCACUGGGCAGUUACAACAAAUACAACAAUAAUUGUUACAGAGACUGUCUGUCAUUGUGCUUUCUGAACAGUGGAACUAGUUUCAUGGCAGGUUUUGCCAUUUUUUCAAUCUUGGGUUUUAUGGCCUAUGAACAAAACGUGCCCAUUUCAGAAGUGGCAGAGUCCGGUCCAGGCCUGGCUUUCAUAGCUUAUCCUCGAGCUGUGACCAUGAUGCCUUUCUCUCCGCUGUGGGCCACUCUCUUCUUCGUUAUGAUUGUGUUUCUUGGACUGGACAGUCAGUUUGUGUGUGUGGAGAGCCUGGUGACCGCCGUUGUUGACAUGUAUCCAGCCGUGUUUCGCCGCAAAAAUCGCAGAGAAAUUUUCUUGGUUUUUGUGUCACUGAUCUCGUUCUUCAUGGGGCUCGUUAUGUUGAUGGAGGGCGGCAUGUAUGUGUUCCAGCUCUUUGAUUACUAUGCAGCCAGUGGGAUGUGCCUCCUCUUCAUGUCCAUCUUUGAGACUGUGUGCAUUGCUUGGGCCUAUGGGGCUGAUCGCUUUUAUGACAACAUUGAAGACAUGAUUGGAUACCGCCCUGGGCCUUACAUCAAGUACUGCUGGCUGUUUUUUACUCCUGCCACGUGCAUUGGUACCUUUGCCUUCUCUCUGAUCAAAUACACGCCCCUAAAGUACAAUAAUGAGUAUGUUUACCCGUGGUGGGGCUACAUGAUUGGCUGGCUGCUGGCGCUGUCCUCCAUGAUCUGCAUCCCUCUGUGGAUGCUCUAUAAGCUUAGCACCACACAGGGCACGUUCAGAGAGAGGGUCCAACUGCUCAUCACGCCGUCUGAUGACUUGCCCAAAACCAAGAGGGAACAGGAGAGGUUACUGGUUAUUUUUGCUCCUGGCGAUGUUGUGGCUAAGAAUGGAUACCUCCCAGUUUCAGAGGGAGACUCCAGCUUAUAA